AAAGAAGUUCAAAACCAGAAAACAAUCUGAAACCCAAAGACCAAAGUUUCCACCUUUACAAAUUUCAAAAAUGCAGAGGUCAACCAAGAAAGCUAAACAAGAGGAAACUGUUUCAAUCAACCAUCUAAUUUCAAAGCCAAAGUUCACAGACGAACAAGAGUUUUCCAUCAUGGUUUCUGCGUUAAAGAAUGUUAUAACAGGUGAUACAACUCAAGAAUUUCAAUAUUCUAUGACCACAAAUAGUGCCACCAUUGUUUCAUCGUCUUCACCAUCUACGAGCGUGUCAAGUUUAGAUCCUCCUCUGUUUCGCGUUUCCACAGAACCAGAGCCAUGUCGAUUCUGUAAAAUAAAAGGGUGUUUAGGUUGCAACUAUUUUGGAGCCGGCCCAGUUGCUGAUGAUGAUUAUAAUAACAAGGCCAAGAAAAAGAAGAAGAGUUACAGAGGAGUGAGACAAAGACCAUGGGGAAAAUGGGCUGCGGAAAUUAGAGAUCCAAGAAGGGCGACUAGAGUAUGGCUUGGGACUUUUAAUACAGCAGAGGAUGCAGCUCGAGCUUAUGAUAAAGCUGCUAUUGAGUUUAGAGGUCCUAGAGCUAAGCUUAAUUUCUCGUUUGCAGAUUAUACAUCAGUUCAGUUACAGCAGAAUAUAACCACUUCAAUAUCUUCUUUGCCCCAGCAAGAACAAGAGCCAGUACAGUUAGAGCAGGGAAUUAAAACAGAUGCUGGUAUUGGAAAAGAAGAAGAAUUCUGGGAUCAAUUAAUGAAAUGGGAUAAUGAGAUUCAAGAUUGCUUGGGGAUGAUGGAUUUCAAUGGCCAUUCUUCAGAUUCUGCUGGAGGGAGCAUUGCUCAUAGCUUCUGAUGUUCACUUUCAAUUAAACAAGAAUAGGAAAGGAAAGGAGAAAAAGAACAAAAGAAUUUGCAGUAGACUAGGGUGUUUUUAUUGUCGAGCUUAAGUUUUGUGGGGUGCGCUUAUUCGUGUGACAAACAAAACAUAAAAGAUUUUUAUUGUCGUUUCUUCACUAGGUUUACGGGUCAAAUUUGGUUACUUGAGUAGCUCAAAUUGACCUAAGUUGACCCAUAAAAGAAUGAAGAAAUUACAUCAUAUAUCACUUGGACCAUACAACCCAUUUGAAAGUAGCUUACAUUUGAAGUUCUUACCUAGUUUAAUCCAGAUUGUAUAUGUUUUGAAA
This is a messenger RNA of Nicotiana attenuata, 1187 nucleotides long. Its product is annotated as ethylene-responsive transcription factor ERF109-like. The coding region runs from base 71 to 856 and encodes 261 amino acids. Gene Ontology annotation, biological process: regulation of DNA-templated transcription; ethylene-activated signaling pathway. Gene Ontology annotation, molecular function: DNA binding; DNA-binding transcription factor activity. NCBI's taxonomy places the organism in Eukaryota, Viridiplantae, Streptophyta, Magnoliopsida, Solanales, Solanaceae. The transcript has a single exon. The record is from RefSeq and is a predicted model, not a curated record.